Molecule: messenger RNA, 1593 nt
Organism: Cheilinus undulatus (humphead wrasse)
Lineage: Eukaryota; Metazoa; Chordata; Actinopteri; Labriformes; Labridae
Gene: myog
Product: myogenin
Exons: 3
Coding region: 135-887 (250 amino acids)
Biological process (GO): positive regulation of transcription by RNA polymerase II; muscle organ development; positive regulation of myoblast differentiation
Molecular function (GO): protein dimerization activity; RNA polymerase II cis-regulatory region sequence-specific DNA binding; DNA-binding transcription factor activity, RNA polymerase II-specific
Source: RefSeq, a predicted model, not a curated record
UCACAAACUUAAGCCGUGGACGAAGACAGACUCAGACACGUUCACUCAAACACACAAGCUCAGGACCGAAGACAACACAGUAGCACAGUUUCACUGGAAUUUUCAGCCCAUUUCAGACCACUUUGUUGUCCAGUAUGGAGCUUUUUGAGACCAACCCAUACUUCUUCCCUGACCAGCGCUUCUAUGAGGGAGGAGACAGCUACUUUCCCUCACGCUUGCCCGGAGGGUACGACCAAGGUGCCUACCAGGAUAGGAACUCCAUGAUGGGCUUGUGUGGGAGUAUGUCCGGGGGUAUUGGAGUCGGGGUGACGGGGACGGAGGACAAAGCCUCACCAUCCAGCCUGUCUCCUCACUCUGAGCCUCACUGCCCUGGUCAGUGUCUACCCUGGGCCUGUAAGCUGUGCAAGAGGAAGACGGUGACCAUGGACCGCCGGAGGGCGGCCACGCUUAGGGAGAAGAGGCGCCUGAAGAAGGUGAACGAGGCCUUUGAUGCUCUGAAGAGGAGCACCUUGAUGAACCCAAAUCAAAGGCUGCCCAAGGUGGAGAUCCUGAGGAGUGCCAUCCAGUACAUCGAAAGGCUGCAAGCACUGGUGUCCUCCCUUAACCAGCAGGACAAUGAGACGGGACAGCAGGGACUACACUACAGACCCAGCCCGACCCAGGCAAGAGUGUCGUCGUCUAGUGAGCCCAGUUCUGGCAGCACCUGCUGCAGCAGCCCUGAGUGGAGCAGCACUCCCGAGCAGUGCACGCAGAGCUACAGCAGCGAGGAUCUCCUGAGUGUUGCAGACUCUCCAGAGCACAGGAACAUGCAGGCCCUGACCUCCAUCGUGGACAGCAUCUCUGCAGCAGAUGGAGCUGUGGCUUUUCCAAUGGACAUUCCCAAAUAGACCCUCCAUACAGCAGACCCAUGGGUGCAGAAAAAUAAGCAAAUCAAAAAUUGGCAAAGCAAGCUGAGGAACAGUCCAAAAAAGUGUAUUUAAUUUAUUUAUUUGAGCUCUACUGAUCUGAAUGUCUUAGGCUAAAAUGUAAAAGUAGGGAUUAGUUCAAAUCGUCUCUCUGCUGAAAAAAUGGGUCUGCUAGCUAAACUGAAUUCCUCCUGAUCACAAUGAGGCCUCAUUCCCUUUUAUUCCUUGCCUUAUCCCGCGGUCCAGACCUGCCCGUCACAGCCACUGGAGCUUAGUCCAACCACAGAUUAAAGGACUUUGCUGUAUGAACCUAACACCUUCUUCCAAAAGUGGACCUCUGUUAGUCUGCUGUCCAGUCUGAUAGAUCCACAGAGGAGCAUUAAGGCCGAGCUUUCCUUUUACUUAAUUUAAGUUUUCCUCUUUUCGAAAGCUUUCCCUCAUAUUUCAUUCAUUUUGUGUGUGUUUUUAUGCUUAAAAAACAUGAGUUUAUUUGUGGGGCCAAUAUGUACCAUAGCAGUUUUGACCAAGAUCUGCUUAAUUUAAACUGGUAAUGAAUGCUAGUGAUGUAAAUACGUUCCCUUUUUCUACAGAGUGGUUUUGCCAUUUUAUUUUUUAUUUUUUGCUAACUUAUUUUUGACUUUUAUAACUACGAUUGUUGUGUAUUUAGAUGUUGCAAGCUGAAAUUUUC